AGCAGCAUCCGCGRCCCAGGAAUCCUAGCUGCGGCCUGGGCAAGCCGGGGCCUGGGCGGCCGGCGUGGGGCUGCCCGCCUGGCCUCCAGGUAGGCUGGGCCGCGGCCCGGACCGCGCCGGGCGCCCAUAAGAGCCUCCUUGACUUCUAAAGAAAAUGGCAGAAACAUCACCACAGCCUUCUGAACAGCUUGUUGUUCACUCAGAUACUCACAGUGACACUGUCCUGGCCAGUUUUGAGGAUCAGAGAAAGAAAGGCUUUCUCUGUGACAUUACUUUAAUUGUGGAGAAUGUGCAUUUCCGGGCCCACAAAGCCUUACUUGCUGCUAGUAGCGAAUAUUUCUCAAUGAUGUUUGCAGAGGAGGGGGAGAUUGGCCAGUCCAUUUAUAUGCUGGAAGGCAUGGUUGCAGACACCUUUGGCAUCCUGCUAGAAUUUAUCUACACAGGUUAUCUCCAUGCUAGUGAGAAAAGUACAGAACAAAUCCUGGCUACUGCUCAGUUCUUAAAAGUCUACGACUUGAUAAAGGCUUAUACAGACUUCCAGAAUAAUCAUAACUCCCCAAAGCCAACAACUUUGAACAGAGCUGGUACUCCAGUCGUUGUUAUUUCUAAUAAGAAAAAUGAUCCUCCAAAACGGAAACGGGGAAGACCAAGAAAAGUCAAUAGUUUGCAGGAAGGGAAAUCAGAACAGGCUGCAGAGGAGGAAAUCCAGCUAAGAGUGAACAAUUCGGUUCAGAAUAGACAAAACUUUGCGGUUAAAGAAGGAGACAAUGGUGUACUGAAUGAACAGAUUCCAGUAAAAGAAAAGGAAGGAUCUGACCCUGCUUGUGAACCAGGUAGAAUGGAGGAGAUGCCCACUGAAAAAGAUGAGAACUGUGAUCCCAAGACCCAGGAUGGGCAGGACCACCAGAGUAGAUGCAGCAAGCGGAGGAUUCGGAGGUCUGUCAAACUUAAAGAUUAUAAACUUGUUGGGGAUGAAGACGACCAGGCUUCAGCCAAGAGGAUAUAUGGAAGGAGAAAGCGCCCCAGUGGUCCUGAGGCCCGCUGUAAAGACUGUGGCAAAGUCUUUAAAUACAAUCACUUUUUAGCAAUCCAUCAGAGGAGCCACACAGGGGAGCGACCCUUCAAAUGUAAUGAGUGUGGAAAAGGCUUUGCCCAGAAGCACUCUUUGCAGGUCCACACCAGGAUGCACACAGGCGAGCGGCCAUACACCUGCACCGUGUGCAGCAAGGCCCUGACCACCAAGCACUCACUGCUGGAGCACAUGAGCCUGCACUCAGGACAGAAGUCUUUCACCUGUGAUCAGUGUGGAAAGUAUUUCAGCCAGAAAAGACAACUAAAGAGUCAUUACCGAGUUCAUACAGGCCACUCAUUACCGGAAUGCACCCACUGUCAACGCAAAUUCAUGGAUGUGUCUCAGCUAAAGAAACAUCUACGAACACACACAGGUGAAAAGCCAUUUACUUGUGAAAUCUGUGGCAAGUCUUUCACAGCAAAGAGUUCUCUUCAGACCCACAUCAGAAUUCAUCGAGGAGAAAAGCCAUACUCCUGUGGCAUCUGUGGCAAAUCCUUCUCUGACUCCAGUGCCAAAAGGAGACAUUGCAUCCUGCACACAGGCAAAAAGCCUUUCUCCUGCCCAGAGUGUAACUUACAGUUUGCUCGCUUAGACAACUUGAAGGCUCACUUGAAAAUCCACAGUAAAGAGAAGCAUGCAUCAGAUGCCAGCAGUGUUUCUGGUAGUAGUAGUAGUACAGAAGAGGUCAGAAAUAUUCUUCAGCUACAGCCAUACCAGCUCUCUACCUCUGGAGAGCAGGAGAUUCAGCUUCUGGUAACUGAUUCUGUACAUAACAUCAAUUUCAUGCCUGGUCCUAGUCAGGGAAUCAGUAUCAUGACUGCUGAGAGUUCCCAGAACAUGACCGCAGACCAGGCUGCUAAUCUCACCCUGCUCACACAGCAGCCAGAGCAACUGCAGAAUUUAAUUCUUUCAGCUCAGCAGGAGCAAACAGAACACAUUCAAAGUCUCAAUAUGAUUGAAAGCCAGAUGGAGCCCUCACAGACAGAGCCAGUGCAUGUAAUUACACUGUCCAAGGAAACCCUGGAACAUCUUCAUGCCCAUCAAGAGCAAACAGAGGAGCUCCAUUUAGCAGCAAGUGCUUCAGAUCCAGCUCAGCACCUGCACCUGACUCAGGAGCCUGAAUCACCACCACCUACUCACCAUGUGCCCCAGCCCACUCCACUUGUCCAGGAGCAAAGCUGACCUCUGAACAUGUUUGACUGCUCCAGCUAUAGCAGGAUGGUAAAUGCUUGAAAUCAGGCUCUCUGAGCUGACAACUUAGGUUCUUAAAGAGAUGUGAUAGCCAUAAGACGUUUAUAAUGUGCUCUGUCUGGGCAGCUA
Messenger RNA from Urocitellus parryii (Arctic ground squirrel), 2392 nucleotides. RefSeq names its product zinc finger and BTB domain containing 24 (gene Zbtb24). Gene Ontology annotation, biological process: regulation of transcription by RNA polymerase II. The record is from RefSeq and is a predicted model, not a curated record. Lineage: Eukaryota; Metazoa; Chordata; Mammalia; Rodentia; Sciuridae. Gene Ontology annotation, molecular function: DNA-binding transcription factor activity, RNA polymerase II-specific; RNA polymerase II cis-regulatory region sequence-specific DNA binding; protein binding.